AUGCCUCAAGCAUGGGGGUUUCUGGCUCGGGAGCAUUUGUUUUGGCAAGACACUGGGGAUUCCUGGAAGGUGCACACGUUCGUUGUCGGCGGACUGAAGGGCAUACAUGAAUUCGAGAACCUAGCCAUCUCCAAGGCGAUGGAGUCGGCACUUGCGGAUGCUCGGGGAAAACCGCUGGGAUCGUUCGCUGCGGUGAGCAUCAUGACGGAUUCGCAGGCCUCCCUCCGCGAACUUCAGCGAGUCUACGGGGAGAAGAAGAAAGCAGUGUCGAAGCAGAAAUUCGUGGCCAAUAUUUUGGCAGUCGCCCAGAAACUCGCCAUGCUCCGAGUUGCCGUUGAAUUCCAUUGGGUCCCCUCCCAUGCAGCCAUCCCCGGCAACACUAUUGCCGAUUUCUGGGCGACAAAGGCAUACAAGAAAGCUGGAGGAGUCGCCACGGGCUCAACAACCCUGAUCCUUGACUUGCCUGCCCAGCCAGAGGCCGUCGCCGACCAACAAGACCCCAGCGACAGAAGAGUAUAA
Phialemonium atrogriseum is the source of this 519-nucleotide messenger RNA. RefSeq lists its product as uncharacterized. The coding region runs from base 1 to 519 and encodes 172 amino acids. The transcript is spliced from 2 exons. Lineage: Eukaryota; Fungi; Ascomycota; Sordariomycetes; Cephalothecales; Cephalothecaceae. The record is from RefSeq and is a predicted model, not a curated record. Gene Ontology annotation, molecular function: RNA-DNA hybrid ribonuclease activity; nucleic acid binding.